GAUCUCUCCACACCUCAAAUCUAGGGUUUUAAUAGAAUCCGUCCACCCGAUAUUUUCUUGAUCCCAAAAAAAAAAAGGACGAAAGAGAAUCGGUUUUGAUUUGUUGGAUUUGAUUACUUUCUUUGGAAAACCUUUUGGUUUUGGAUACGGAUUUCUCGGAGUCGUGUUUGGUUGGGGAAAAAUUUAUGGUGCAGUUGAUGAAAUAGGGUGAUCUGCCGGCCGAACCGGAAAUGAUGUCGUCGAGUGGGAACAAGGUUCCGGUGAAACUGGAGAUCGUGGAGGAUCCCUUGGAGGAAGAUCAUGGACCUCUCAACAAGCGAUCCAAGCCGUCGCAAACUGCUCAACAACAGUGGGGUGCGGGUGCUAAUGCAUUUCCAGUUCCACCUUCGCAAUAUAAUCCGCUGGAUGAGCCUAGCCCGCUGGGAUUGCGGCUGAGAAAGAGUCCAUCACUUUUGGAUUUGAUUCAAAUGAGGCUCUCUCAAGGAGGUACUUCAGUGCCUCGAACUCAACAGACUGGAAAUAAUAACUCGGCAGUUAAGGAGAGUAAAACUACUGCUGCUUCGGGCGGCACUGAUAAGCUCAAGGCUUCAAACUUUCCUGCUUCUAUUCUAAGGAUUGGAAGCUGGGAGUAUAAGUCGAGAUAUGAAGGGGAGUUGGUCGCAAAGUGUUACUUUGCAAAACAUAAGCUUGUUUGGGAAGUUCUUGAAGGUGGUCUGAAGAGUAAGAUAGAAAUCCAGUGGUCUGACAUUAUGGGUCUGAAAGCCAACUGUCCUGAUAAUGCACCUGGGACAUUGACUGUUGUGCUGGCUAGACAGCCUCUUUUCUUUAGGGAGACUAAUCCACAGCCCCGAAAGCACACCUUAUGGCAGGCGACAGCAGAUUUUACUGAUGGACAGGCUAGCGUACACAGGCAACAUUUUCUACAAUGUCCACAGGGGCUGUUAAAUAAACAUUUUGAAAAGCUUAUCCAGUGUGACAUGCGUUUGAACUUUUUAAGUCGACAGCCAGAGAUAAUUUUGGAUACACCAUAUUUUGAGCAACGUUCAUCUGUUUUUAAGGAUCCAGAUGAAUCAAAAGGUCAAGAUCUUAAUCAAGCAGAGACUGGUAAUGGAUCCUCUAUUUCUGGUUUCCAAGAUCUAGCAUCACCAUCUGUGGCUCACUCAUCUUCCUUAGAGACUGAAAAGGAGGAUCGUGCUGGUACAUCAUCAGAGCACAUGUCCCGAGAAGCUCCUUCUCCCAGCUCAGUGAUGGAUACUCGUGCAAUUGAAGGGAGUGGAAUUUGUGAAGCUGUUGAUUCAAAGGGGCCAAGGAAUUGGGAUCAGAUCAAAGUGCCCGGCUUGCACUCAUCUGUGUCAAUGAGUGAUCUCAUGAAUCACAUUGGGAACUGUAUUUCAGAACAAAUGACCUCUGGAAAUCCACCAUUCUCUACAGAUGGAUCAGAAUGCCAGGACAUACUAGAGGACAUUGCACAGUACCUUCUUAGUGACACUCAACUAACUACAUCCUCUGAUGAGAAAAGGCUCAUGGCUAGGGUCAAUUCUCUCUGUUGUCUCUUGCAGAAGGACCCUACUUCAAACCAGAACUUGCAAGUAAAUAAUGAAGGUUGCAUUGGAGAAUCAGGCAAUGGGAAAGGGGUUCAGCUAAACAGCACUAAUGAAUUGUUGCAAGAGAACAGGAGUAAAGCUGAUACAAAGGACCCUGAAAUGAAUAUGAAGGAUGUUUCUGGCAGCAAGCAAUCACCAGGCAUGUCGAGGAAAGACUCAUUUGGGGAGCUGCUGCUUCAUCUCCCUCGAAUUGCAUCUCUUCCAAAGUUCUUGUUUAACAUUUCUGAAGAAGAUGGCUAGAGGGAGCUAGAUAGUUAAUAUUGGCGUUUAUUAGUUGGAAGAAUCUCUCUUUCUCUAUCUCUUGUGAAAUGGAAAUGCAGAUUUGCUGGCUGUUUAAUAUAAUCCAAUGUUUCUGAGUUGCAUUA
Messenger RNA from Hevea brasiliensis (rubber tree), 1969 nucleotides. RefSeq lists its product as uncharacterized. The transcript is spliced from 6 exons. Bases 231 to 1844 code for a protein of 537 amino acids. The record is from RefSeq and is a predicted model, not a curated record. Lineage: Eukaryota; Viridiplantae; Streptophyta; Magnoliopsida; Malpighiales; Euphorbiaceae.